AUGCCCGCCGCCGUCGAAUCUCCCGCCUCUGCCAUUCUCAACCACUCUGCGACGCCCUACAGCUUCCGCUUCUCGCCCUUCCUUCGACAAACAUACCAAGUAGGCCUGUCUCCCGAUCGACCAGUAUGCAAAGCCUUCCAGUCUGGGCACUGUCCCAACGGUACGCGAUGUCCUGAACGUCACGUCUCCGAUUCCAAAACGUCGCAGCCCACCGGCGGUCUUAACUCGCUUGUCUGCAAGCAUUGGUUGCGCGGACUGUGCAAAAAGGGCGAGCACUGCGAGUUUCUUCACGAGUACAACCUACGAAAAAUGCCCGAGUGUAACUUUUUUAUGAGAAACGGGUAUUGCUCAAAUGGCGACGAGUGUCUAUACCUUCACAUCGAUCCUCAAAGUCGACUACCGCCCUGUCCUCAUUACGACAUGGGUUUCUGUCCUCUCGGCCCCAACUGUUCGAAGAAGCACGUGCGUAGAAAGCUUUGUGUCUUCUAUCUAGCUGGUUUCUGUCCUGAUGGACCCGAGUGCAAGGAGGGCGCUCACCCCAAAUGGUCAAAGGACCUAGAGAAGCCGACUCUCAAAUCAGAGGAAAAGAAGGAAGACGAUAUGCGGAUGGAGUUUGUUCAAGAUGAUAUGGACAGACAGCGCGAUCAACCGAGAGACAGGGAUCGCGACGACGGAAGACAUCAAAGAGGGGGCCACGGUGGACAUGGAGGUAGAGGAAAGUGGCGAGGACGAGGAGGUCGUUACCGCGGAAGAGGCCAUUAA
This is a messenger RNA of Fusarium sp. VM40, 762 nucleotides long. Lineage: Eukaryota; Fungi; Ascomycota; Sordariomycetes; Hypocreales; Nectriaceae. The record is from the annotation of a GenBank genome assembly.